CGAUCGUGUGCGUGUGAUUUUUCAAAACAUUGAGCAAUUUCGGUAAUAUUUCAAAAAUUAAACAAUGGGUCGUCGCAAGGCUAAGAAGAAGCCGCCACCGAAGCGGAAGAAUAUCGAGAAGCUAGAUGUUAACUUCAACUGUCCCUUCUGUAACCAUGAACGCUCGUGUGAAGUCAAACUAGAUCGCCAGCGGAACACUGGAACAAUAUCGUGUGGUGUGUGCAUGGAAGACUACCAGACAACCAUUAACUAUUUAUCUGAAGCUAUAGAUGUGUACAGUGACUGGAUAGAUGCGUGCGAGCAAGCCAACCAAUAGCCAAGGGGAUGCCAGGACACUGAGGUCCUGCUUCGCUAGUGUUCAUUCUUGGAUCUUGAUAGACUGUGAAAGAAGCUUAGGGUUCUAGAACGUAUAAAGAGGCAUGGAUAGAUUAAAAAAAAAAAAGAAUUGACAUUGUCAUGAUGUAAGAUAAAUUCUUAUUAUUUCAUUUUUUGUUGCUAUAAUUAUGUUGCUGUAAUAAGUAUGGCUCUCCUCAUCCCCGAGUUGCUGUUAUUUUUUUACAGUUUAAAUAAAAAAAAUAAUGACAGACCUGCAAAAGUAUUUUUAAAGAGAUAAAACCCCAAAAUAACAUGAUUUGCACUCAUUUUAAUAGCAUUUUUUAAUGAGAAGAUAAAAAUGUAAUUUAAAAAGUUUUAUACAAAUUGCUAGUAUCCCUUUAAAGCUGCACUUUCACAGAUUGACUGUUUUGACAACUGAUUUAUUUUUGGAUGAGCAAAGUUUUGCACACUUGUCUAGAAACCUAUGCUACAAGACUACUGACAAAAAGAUCAGAUCGCAGAUUUUCAUAUUUAUGUUAAGUGUUACAAAUGCUUAAAAAAAAUAAAAAAUCGGCAGUUUUCUCUAUUAAUUGACAUCUGUUCUUUUGUGAUUUAUCUUAUAUAACCUAAUUGAUGCCAAAAUGAGCUGAUUCUGGAAAAAUAAAUUCAAAGAGGUCAAUAUUUGAGAGUGCAGCUUUAAUUCAGAAUGUAUUUGCAUCUGACAGUUUAAACAAGAAAGUUGAUACUUGAAUAUGUUUGAAUGAGAGGUUUAUAGAAGUGACACUUCAUCGCUUUGAUAAAUUUGUUUGCAUAUAACAUGUGGUUUUUUUAACCAUAUUUGAUUUAAAAUAAAGCUUCACUGUGUGUCUUGCAUUUUUUUGCCAUUUUAUUCAUGUUGAAAGAUUCGUCUUCAUUCACAGUUUCUUCCAUGUAAAUGAGAAGUGGAAUUAUUUUUAAACAAUAUCAGCAUUUAAAAUGCUUAACUCAUGCAUUUUUCAUCACUUUUUCUCUCUGUAAAAUUUGUACAUGUCUUUCAAUUUGUCUUCAUAUUCCCUUUUUCCAUGUUAACGAUAAGUAAACUUAAUUUUUAUCAACAAGUGCAUUUUAAAUGGUAAAAAAUGAAACUUGAUGAAUCCAAAUCAUGCAUUUUUCAUCGCCAUUUAUUUUUUGUAAAAUUUGUACAUUGUAGACUGAUUUGUCUUCGCUUGCAAUUUUAACCAUGUAAACAAGAUGUGAAGCAUGUUUUGAUGUUGUUAAUCUUUGCAGAUUAUUUUGUAACAUUGCGUCACACUGUCAUUAAGCUGUAAAGUGCAGAACAUUUAAUUAAUCAAGAAUUGUUUCUUUUUGUGGAGAUUAUAACGAGGGGUUAUUUCAAUGAUCUGAUGGCUGAUAUAUGUAAACCAUUUGCAUUUGUAAAGCAUUUGCAUUUGUAAUUUUGAUUUUUUUUAUAAAAAAAAUAACACAACAGAGUUUGUGCAUACUUAUAAAGACAUUUCAUUGUAAAUAAAACUUCAUUUAAUGGUGCACUUGUGUUCUCCUUUCAUUAAUUUUGUUCAUAUUGAAAAUGUGAGGUGAGAGAUCAAACUUACUUAGUGCCACUACUGCGCCUUCUCAUUGGACAAAAUAUAUUGUUGACCACUAAGUCAGUAGUCAACAAUAAAGUUUGUUAAAUGAGACGGCAGUAUUACUCAAAGUUUUCGCAUACAUUUAUGAUUGUAAAUCAGCAGUCAGUCGUUAUUGACUUUAUCAGGUGAAACGGUAUACAAAAAUUGAUGGCUGGGCCAAUUAGUAUGUAGUUUACAAAAUAUUAUGUAGACCACUAAAAUAUUACAAGAUUGAUUUGUUAAUAUGUUCUUGCACAAAAUAGAUGGCUUUGAGUCAUUUAUUUUUGUAAGUACAUACUAACAUUCUACAUACAUUAAAUAACAUUACAUAAAAGAUCUAACAUAGGUGGCCAUUCGAUAUGGAAUUUAUCCAAAAAGUUCAUUAAGUUUAUUGAAAUGAGCCUUGGGGAGUUUUGUCAGUUUUAGAAAACAAUUUUAAUAAAUUUCUUGUUGAAUGACCAUGAUUGAAAUAUUUCUUUGCAUCAUGAUUACUAAUUUGGUGAUUUACAGCGAUAAAUAUCUUAAACUUUGCUACAUUCUAAACACUGUUCAUUUAUGAUGUCACUUCAAAAGUUAUUUCAGUUACACUAGUUUAAUAUGAAAAAUAUUAAAUGACGUUAUUUCAUGAUGGCAACAUCAUUUAUGAUAUAAAAAACAAAACAAUAAUAGAAUGAAAGUUUUUUGGUACUGCAUGGACAAGGAUUAUCUUGUUGUUGUUUUCAUGUGUGUGUGCUUAACUUUAUUGCGAAAAUUCUUCACAUUUUUUUUCCAUCUUUGUCAAACUUUGAAAAUAUAUAAAAACUUCAUAUUUGUAAUAGUGUAUAAACAGAUGUUUGAAUCAAGCUUUUCUUACAUGCUUAGUUGUUUUUGGAAAAACAUGUUAUUUACAAAUUGAAGAUAUUUUUGGAAGAUAUUACCAGAUCGUUCAUUUUGUCAUAAAAUGGAACAACAAUGUCAAUUUGUCUAAAACAAUGUUCAUGCUUAGACAUAUUGCAAAAUGCCUAUCAUUGAAAUACAGUUGUUUCAGCAA
Molecule: messenger RNA, 2949 nt
Organism: Mya arenaria
Lineage: Eukaryota; Metazoa; Mollusca; Bivalvia; Myida; Myidae
Product: transcription elongation factor 1 homolog
Exons: 4
Coding region: 65-316 (83 amino acids)
Biological process (GO): transcription elongation by RNA polymerase II
Cellular component (GO): transcription elongation factor complex
Molecular function (GO): RNA polymerase II complex binding
Source: RefSeq, a predicted model, not a curated record